AUGACCACCUCCUCUGCGACCCAGGCUCCUAUUGCCCAACAUACUGCCAACCUGGGCUCUAUUGCUUCACACGGCCCUCAAUCUCCUCUGCACCACCGCCCAAAGCACACUCAUGCUACUGCCCAUGUUCCCAAUCGCUCUGCCCACUACGACACCUCCCUCUCCAUCCCUGCACGAAAGUACCUCCAGACGUACGGUCUGACUCCGCCUCGUGCUGAGAGUUAUGAGGUGCAAAAGAAGAGAUGCCUUGCACAAUUGGCUCUGAAGAGCACUGAUAUUGAGAGGUUUCUGUAUCUGAGCACCCUUCGAUACAACAAUGUCCAUCUGUUCUACAGACUCUUGACCGACCACUUCACCGAGUUGACCCCCUUGGUUUAUACUCCCACUGUCGGAGAGGCAUGCCAGCGAUGGUCUGAAAUUUACCAACAGCCAGAGGGCAUGUACCUCAGCUUCGAGGAUCGAGGCCACCUAGCGAAUAUCAUCCAAAACUGGCCUCAGUCCAAUGUCGAAAUCACCGUGGUGACUGACGGCUCCAGAAUUCUGGGCCUCGGAGAUCUCGGUGUUGGAGGUAUGGGUAUACCCAUUGGGAAAUUGGCUCUGUACACUGGCUGUGCAGGCAUUCGACCUGAAGGCACGCUCCCCUUGACCGUCGAUCUGGGAACGGGUAACAAGACACUCCUCGAAGACCCUCUCUACAUGGGCAGCCGUCGGGGGAAAGUAACUGCCGAGGAGGAGAAGGAGUUCUUGGACGAGCUCAUGGCCGCGUUGAAAGAACGUUGGCCCGAUAUUGUCAUCCAAUUUGAGGAUUGGAAGAACCCUUUCCCCUCGUUGGAACGAUAUCGUCAUGACUAUGCCAUGUUCAACGAUGAUAUCCAAGGAACCGGAGCUGUCAUCAUGGGCGGCAUUAUUGGUGCUGUCAAGCAAUCCGGUGUUGACCCCAAGGACCAUCGUGCUGUCUUCCUCGGCUCCGGAUCUGCCGGCGUUGGCGUUGCCAAACAAAUCGUCGACUAUUUCAUGCACGAAGGACUCACCGAGGAACAAGCCAAGAACUGCUUCUGGCUGGUAGACAGCAAAGGGCUCGUCACCUCAGAUCGCGGAGAUACACUUGCCGAACACAAGAUUUAUUUCUCCCGUACCGACAAUGAUGGCCAACAGUUCAAGACCUUAGAUAAGGUGAUUGAGUACGUCAAGCCAACCAUCAUCAUGGGUCUUAGCACCAUAGGUGGGGCCUUUACCCCGGAGAUCCUCCAGAAGAUGGGCAAAUGGAACAACCGACCAAUCAUCUUCCCCCUCUCCAACCCAUCCUCCAAGUCCGAAUGCACCUUCGAAGAGGCCAUUUCAAACACCGAUGGCCGUGCUCUGUUUGCUUCAGGCUCACCCUUCCAUCCGGUCACUUACAAUGGCAAGAUGUACCAUCCGGGUCAGGGGAACAACAUGUAUGUUUUCCCCGGUAUCGGACUAGGAACCAUCCUGUCCAAAUCGGUCCAAGUGACCAGCAACAUGAUUUAUGCUUCCGGAGAAGCAUUGCCGACCAUGAUCACUGAGGAAGAGAAAGACCUGGCCCUGUUGUACCCUGCAAUCACGCGCAUUCGGGAUGUUAGUGCCAGAGUAGCUCUGUACGUUAUCCGAGCCGCACAAAAGGACAAUGUGGACAGACUGCACUCCCUCCGUGACAUGGACGAUGCCACAUUAGAGGCAUGGAUCAAGGACAAGAUGUACGACCCUCACAAGGAGACAGAAGAGAUUGAAAGCGAACUUCGCGACAUCGUCCAAGAUUUGGGCAUGAGCUCACCAAGAUUGUAA
This is a messenger RNA of Exophiala aquamarina CBS 119918, 1803 nucleotides long. RefSeq names its product malate dehydrogenase (oxaloacetate-decarboxylating)(NADP+). NCBI's taxonomy places the organism in Eukaryota, Fungi, Ascomycota, Eurotiomycetes, Chaetothyriales, Herpotrichiellaceae. The record is from RefSeq and is a predicted model, not a curated record. Gene Ontology annotation, biological process: malate metabolic process; pyruvate metabolic process. Gene Ontology annotation, cellular component: mitochondrion. Gene Ontology annotation, molecular function: NAD binding; malate dehydrogenase (decarboxylating) (NAD+) activity. The coding region runs from base 1 to 1803 and encodes 600 amino acids. The transcript has a single exon.